This is a messenger RNA of Mandrillus leucophaeus (drill), 2604 nucleotides long. It is a transcript of the gene GRSF1, whose product is annotated as G-rich RNA sequence binding factor 1. The coding region runs from base 164 to 1252 and encodes 362 amino acids. Gene Ontology annotation, molecular function: RNA binding. The transcript has 10 exons. Gene Ontology annotation, cellular component: nucleoplasm; ribonucleoprotein complex. Lineage: Eukaryota; Metazoa; Chordata; Mammalia; Primates; Cercopithecidae. Gene Ontology annotation, biological process: regulation of RNA splicing. The record is from RefSeq and is a predicted model, not a curated record.
ACCCUCCCCCGUCCGCCCUGUGCUCCUAUUGGGCCCCGGAACAAGGGAAGCUCUCCUAGGCGUCGGGUUUUCUCCUUGAUUUGUUCUCCCCUCGAUUCUGGGUCUGUUGGGCAGUUUAAGUGUGGCUGGGGUGAAUGUUGAGGCCUUGUUCCCCGCCGGGCCCAUGGAGUCCAAAACUACUUACCUGGAAGACCUUCCACCACCGCCUGAGUAUGAAUUGGCCCCAUCCAAGUUAGAAGAGGAAGUGGAUGAUGUCUAUCUCAUUCGAGCUCAAGGACUGCCCUGGUCAUGCACUAUGGAAGAUGUGCUUAACUUUUUCUCAGACUGCAGAAUCCGCAACGGUGAGAAUGGAAUACAUUUCCUCCUAAAUAGAGAUGGGAAACGAAGGGGUGAUGCCUUAAUUGAAAUGGAGUCAGAGCAGGAUGUGCAGAAAGCCUUAGAGAAGCACCGCAUGUACAUGGGCCAGCGGUAUGUGGAAGUGUAUGAGAUAAACAAUGAAGAUGUGGAUGCCUUAAUGAAGAGCUUGCAGGUCAAAUCUUCACCUGUGGUAAAUGAUGGUGUGGUUCGUUUGAGAGGACUUCCUUACAGUUGCAAUGAGAAAGACAUUGUAGAUUUCUUUGCAGGACUGAAUAUAGUUGACAUUACUUUUGUGAUGGACUACAGAGGGAGACGAAAAACAGGGGAAGCCUAUGUGCAAUUUGAAGAACCAGAAAUGGCCAACCAAGCCCUGUUGAAACACAGGGAAGAAAUUGGUAAUCGAUACAUCGAGAUAUUUCCAAGCAGAAGGAAUGAAGUUCGAACACAUGUUGGUUCUCAUAAGGGAAAGAAAAUCGCAUCUUCUCCUACUGCUAAGUAUAUAACUGAGCCAGAAAUGGUCUUUGAAGAACAUGAAGUAAAUGAGGAUAUUCGACCCAUGACAGCUUUUGAAAGUGAGAAGGAAAUAGAAUUGCCUAAGGAGGUGCCAGAAAAGCUUCCAGAGGCUGCUGAUUUUGGAACUACGUCUUCUCUGCAUUUUGUCCACAUGAGAGGAUUACCUUUCCAAGCCAAUGCCCAAGACAUUAUAAACUUUUUCGCUCCACUCAAGCCUGUUAGAAUCACCAUGGAAUACAGCUCCAGCGGGAAGGCCACUGGAGAAGCUGAUGUGCACUUUGAGACCCAUGAGGAUGCUGUUGCAGCAAUGCUCAAGGAUCGGUCCCACGUUCAUCAUAGGUAUAUUGAACUGUUCCUGAAUUCAUGUCCAAAAGGAAAAUAAGACUUCAGGGGCUCCAGAUAAUAAGGGUGAAGCAAGAAGCAUUUCAUUUGCACAUCUUUCUUGGACGUGGGAUAUACAGUUCCGGUUUAUUAGCAGCAACUGCUAGGGAAAUGAUUUUGGUGUUUUGGGUUAAUUGCUUCUAAGAAAAGUUUCAUAGUGGACUGCUUAGAAGAAGAAAUGAAAGAUCCAGUUUGGGAUUAUGAAAUAAACCACAAAUUAAAAUUUUUGUUUAAACUGUCCAGAAUCUGAUUUAAAAAUAUGGUCUUUGUUUUAUAUGAUUAAAUGGUUUGUUUUCAUAGAUGAUAUGUUACCCAUUGUAAAGACUACAUAUUCAGCAGUGUUCUUUAAACGCUUUCAUUUAAAAAGUAACUUUUUUUUUUUUUUUUUUUGCCUGUGAAUUGAGUGCUCUGAUGUAAAACUUCUCAUGGGAUAAAACAGUGAUUUAUUGUAACCAAACAUUCACCAAAGCAAAGAAGGGUUUCAGACCUUUGAACUGGUAUGGUUUGGCAGAAUGGUUUUAAAUUUUGCUGUAUUUGAUUACUUAGAGAUAGGAAUUUUAAAAAAUCAAAAGAAAAAAUAAAUACCACAACUUAGUGAGUGUAAAUGACAAUUUGGUGGUUUUAUGUCUUUAGAAAUGUUUUGCCUUUCUAAGCCUUGUGCUAAAGGCAUUUAACGUUGGUGCCUAUCCACUUAGGGGGCAUUCUAGUCUUCAAAGUUGUCUGAACUGUCCCGCCCUGGCGUUUUUUGGUUUGGGGUAAACCUAAGGGUGUUUGUUAGUCUCAAAACUGUGAAGUGACAUGUCAGAACAGUCCAGACUGGUAAGAAAAUUAAUGGCUUCACUUGAAUUUAAACCAGCUUUAGAUAGGAAAAAAACCAGUCUCCUCAUUUGCUUUUUUAAUGGAGUAGUACAUCCCAUAUUUUAGAACAAGUAGGGGUGCCUUGCUUAAAUAAUAGCAUUUAAUGUAUAAUUGUGUGAAGGGUUUAUGGAUAAAGCUGUACUUUUGUCACAAUGUGGCGGUACAUUCUGCUUUAAUAUUAAAACAGCUUGUAAUUUAAAUAUUGGACAAAAUGGCUGGCUUCAAAAUAUAGUCGUUAAUAAACUAUGUGCACCUGUGUAGGAGAAUCAAAAUCCUGUACAGUUUCUUUGCCUUGUUCCUGUUCUCAGGGUGACGACUGCCACCAGGAGAUGCAAUUCUAGUUCUUAAAAUUAAAUUUGCCCAGAUUUCUGACAGGUGAUAUCUGGAAGAGAGAUUAUGUCUUCUCUUAAUACAGAACCGUCUUUGAUUACCAGCUAAGAUGCAAAAUCACUGUACUGUAAGUAGUCAAUAAAUGAAGACUUGUUUCAGGCUGAA